This is a messenger RNA of Botrytis byssoidea, 2679 nucleotides long. RefSeq lists its product as uncharacterized. The coding region runs from base 1 to 2679 and encodes 892 amino acids. The transcript is spliced from 3 exons. Gene Ontology annotation, biological process: ribosomal small subunit assembly; maturation of SSU-rRNA from tricistronic rRNA transcript (SSU-rRNA, 5.8S rRNA, LSU-rRNA). Gene Ontology annotation, cellular component: small-subunit processome; Pwp2p-containing subcomplex of 90S preribosome. Lineage: Eukaryota; Fungi; Ascomycota; Leotiomycetes; Helotiales; Sclerotiniaceae. Gene Ontology annotation, molecular function: protein binding. The record is from RefSeq and is a predicted model, not a curated record.
AUGAAGACGGAGUUUAAGUUCUCCAAUCUCUUAGGGACUGUUUACAGCCAAGGCAACCUUCUCUUCAGUCCAGAUGGAUCAUGUCUAUUUUCUCCAGUAGGAAAUAGAGUCACAGUUUUUGAUUUAGUAAAUAAUAAGUCGCAUACACUUCCAUUCGCACAUCGAAAGAAUAUAGCAAGAUUGGGACUUGCGCCGCGAGGAAACUUAUUACUUUCAGUCGAUGAAGAUGGCCGCGCGAUAUUGACCAAUGUACCGAGACGGAUUGUCCUGCACCACUUUUCUUUCAAGUCAGCUGUAUCCGUCAUAUCCUUUUCGCCAUCUGGACGCCAUUUUGCUGUGGGAGUUGGUCGAAUGAUCGAAGUAUGGCACACACCCUCAACACCAGAUACAAAUUCGGAGGGGGAGUUAGAGUUUGCGCCAUUUGUGAGACACAGAGUAUAUACCGGUCACUAUGAUACUGUUCAAAGCAUCGAAUGGUCGAGUGAUUCUCGUUUUUUCCUUAGCGCAGCAAAAGAUUUGACAGCCCGGAUAUGGAGCUUGGAUCCAGAAGAAACUUUCAUACCUACUACAUUGGCGGGCCACAGGGAAGGUGUUAUGGGUGCAUGGUUUUCGAAAGAUCAGGAGACUAUUUACACAUGUAGUAAGGAUGGAGCAGUAUUCCAAUGGUCGUAUAUACGGAACCCCAAUGCCCCCGAGCCAGAGGACGAGGAUGAGGAGAUGGAAAAUCCGGAUGACGACUCUCACAUGCAAUGGAGAAUUACGGAGCGACAUUACUUCCUACAGAACAACGCUAAGGUCAAUUGUGUUGCAUACCACGCCGAAACGAAUCUUUUGGUUGCCGGAUUCUCGAAUGGUGUAUUUGGACUCUACGAAAUGCCAGAAUUCAAUAUGAUCCACACCUUAAGUAUCUCACAAAACGAUAUUGACUUCGUCACAAUCAACAAGUCUGGAGAAUGGCUGGCAUUUGGAGCCUCAAAGCUGGGGCAACUUUUAGUUUGGGAAUGGCAAUCAGAAUCAUAUAUCCUGAAGCAACAAGGCCAUUUCGAUUCAAUGAAUUCUUUAGUUUACUCUCCAGAUGGACAAAAGAUUAUCACCACUGCAGACGACGGAAAGAUAAAAGUCUGGGAUGUGAAUACUGGUUUCUGUAUAGUCACUUUUACAGAACAUACCAGUGGAGUCACGGCUUGCGAAUUUGCGAAGAGAGGAAAUGUUCUUUUCACAUCAAGUCUUGACGGUUCGAUAAGAGCAUGGGAUUUGAUAAGAUAUCGAAAUUUCCGUACUUUUACAGCGCCCACUAGACUUUCAUUCUCAUCCUUAGCAGUCGAUCCCAGUGGCGAAGUCGUUUGCGCGGGAUCUUUAGAUUCUUUUGAUAUCCAUAUUUGGUCUGUACAGACUGGCCAAUUACUAGACAGAUUAUCAGGUCACGAAGGACCUGUGUCAUCACUGGCUUUUGCGCCAAAUGGAGGUGUAGUAGUAAGUGGAAGCUGGGAUCACACAGUCAGAAUUUGGUCCAUUUUUGACCGGACACAAACGAGCGAACCGCUUCAACUUCAAGCGGAUGUAUUAGACGUUGCAUUUCGUCCCGAUUCGCUACAGCUUGCUGUCUCAACCCUGGAUGGACAGUUGACAUUCUGGUCUGUUUCAGAGGCUGAACAGCAAUCAGGUGUUGAUGGCCGAAGGGACGUUUCAGGUGGUCGAAAAAUAACCGAUCGAAGAACCGCCGCUAAUGCCGCGGGCAACAAAAGUUUCGGCUCCCUUAGAUAUAGCGCAGAUGGAUCUUGUGUUCUCGCAGGAGGUAACAGCAAGUACAUCUGUUUGUAUUCGGUAGACUCCCUUGUCUUAUUGAAGCGAUUCACCGUCAGCGUCAACCUAUCCCUAUCCGGAACGCAAGAAUUUCUCAACAGCAAACUUUUGACCGAAGCUGGACCAGCCGGUCUUAUCGAUGAACAAGGCGAAGCCUCCGAUCUCGAAGACCGCAUCGAUCGAACUCUACCCGGAUCAACCCGCGGUGGAGAUCCUUCCGCCCGCAAAAGACUCCCCGAAGUCCGCGUUGCUGGCGUGGCUUUCUCUCCAACAGGGCGAUCUUUCUGCGCAGCCUCAACAGAAGGUCUCCUCAUCUACAGUCUCGACACCAUGCCCCUCUUCGACCCUAUCGAUCUCGAUCUCGCCGUCACCCCCUCCUCCACCCUCCACGUCCUCAACAUCGAGAAAGAUUACCUUAAAGCCCUCGUCAUGGCAUUCCGUCUCAACGAAGCUCCGCUCCUCCGCCAAGUCUUCGAAGGCAUCCCACACCCCAAUAUCGCCCUCGUAGUCGCUGAAUUGCCAGUCGUUUACAUUCCCCGUCUAUUACGUUUUGUAGCUAUGCAAACAGAGGAAUCCCCCCAUCUGGAAUUUUGUCUUCUCUGGGUCCAAUCAAUACUCGUUUCCCAUGGUCAAUGGGUGGGCGAUAAUAGAAUUCUAGUAGAUUCAGAGCUGAGGAUUGUGGGGAGAGCAGUGGGCAGGAUUAGAGACGAUUUGAGGAGGUUGGCGGAUGAAAAUGUCUACAUGAUUGAUUAUCUACUUAAUCAACCGAUCGAAAAGGGAAUCGAGAGUGCAGAUGCUGGAGAGAAGGAUGUAGUGGUAAAAGAUGUGGAUAUUAAUGAUGAUGAUGAUGAGGCGGAAUGGAUUGGUCUAGAUUAG